Sorex fumeus (smoky shrew) is the source of this 1467-nucleotide messenger RNA. RefSeq names its product hyaluronidase PH-20-like. The record is from RefSeq and is a predicted model, not a curated record. NCBI's taxonomy places the organism in Eukaryota, Metazoa, Chordata, Mammalia, Eulipotyphla, Soricidae. Bases 1 to 1467 code for a protein of 488 amino acids. Gene Ontology annotation, biological process: carbohydrate metabolic process; hyaluronan catabolic process. Gene Ontology annotation, molecular function: hyalurononglucosaminidase activity. The transcript has 3 exons. Gene Ontology annotation, cellular component: acrosomal vesicle.
AUGGAAUUGCUGUGGAUCAAGGAUAUCUUCUCUAGGAAAUUUAUUGGGUUCAGUGGAGUCUUCAAGGUAAAGUUCAUUUUCCAUCUGUUUCCAAUUCUCUUGACUGCGGAUUACAGAGCACGUCCUAUCAUCUCAAAUACAACAUAUGUCCCAGCCUGGAAUGCUCCAAGUGACAACUGUAAAAAACUAUUUCAUAUUUCUGUGGAUCUGAGCUUAUAUGCAUUAAAAGGAAACCCUCAAGACACUGCCAUAAGUCAAACUGUUAGCUUAUUUUAUGUUGAAAAACUUGGCCUCUAUCCACACAUAGAUGAAGAUACUGGAGAGCAUAAACAUGGAGGGAUUCCUCAGCUGGGAAAUAUAUCAGAACAUUUGAAACAAGCUGAGAAAGACAUUUUACAUUACUUACCAAAAGAUGAGUUAGGCUUGGCUGUAAUUGACUGGGAAGAAUGGAGACCUACCUGGAGAAGAAAUUGGUUAAAAAAAACAAUUUAUAGAACUGAAUCAAUUGAGUUGGUAAAAAAUAGGUCAAAGCUUAUAGGUAAGAAUGCUGAGAUUCAGGCACAAAAAGAAUUUGAAGCUGCAGGAAAGGAAUUCAUGCUGAAGACUUUGCAAUUAGGACUGAAACUUCGACCAAACAAUUAUUGGGGUUUUUACCUUUUUCCUGAUUGUUACAAUCAUAAUUAUGUAAGAGUUAGUCCCUACACUGGAAUUUGUUCAGAAUUAGAAAAGCAAAGAAAUGAUGAUCUCCGCUGGUUGUGGAACACAAGCACUGCCCUUUUCCCAUCCAUUUAUUUGAAUACAAAACUAAAGAAAACUCCAAAGGCUGCACUCUUUUCCCGUAAUCGCAUUAAUGAAGCCAUUCGGCUUUCUAAACUACAGGACAGAAAUAAUCCACUUCCAGUUUUUGUAUAUACCCGUCCUGUUUUUACUGAUAAUAUCACAGAAUUUCUUUCUGAGAUUGACCUUGUGAAUACAAUUGGUGAAACAUAUGCUCUUGGGGCCUCUGGAGUUGUAAUUUGGGGAAGCUUCACUUUAACCCAAACAAGCGAUCGUUGCUUGAAGCUGAAUGCUUAUAUGGAGAAGAUAUUGCAUCCUUACUUAAUCAAUGUCACUCUAGCAGCUAAAAUAUGCAGCCAGGCACUUUGUCAAGAUCAAGGAUUCUGUACCAGGAAAUCCUGGAAUUCAUCAGACUACCUUCACCUGAACCCAGAGAAUUUUGUUAUUAAGUUUGAACACUGUGACAAAUUCAUAGUGUUUGGGCAACCCUCGGUUGAAGAUCUAAUGCAAUUUUCUAACAAAUUUAAUUGUAGCUGUUUUGGCAAUACCACUUGUAUGAAGAAUGAGAAUAUAACAAGUGUUAAAAAUGUUAGGGUAUGUAUUAAUGAGGAAGUUUGCAUAUCAGCCCUUGUAAAUCCGGGAAGAAGAGUUCUACCUUCCAGAAAACACAGACAAGAACUAAACCCAUAA